AUGCUAACCAGCACGUCUGUAAUACAAAUUCUGAUAGCGCUAAUGGCAGGGUUCUUGCAAGGAAGAGUAGUGUGGUCCAUUUCAAGCAGUGCGCUCCUCCCUGUAGGCCCGUGUCGCUUGUUCGGUCCCAUGACAUGUUUGGUCACCAGCAACGUCAUUAACGCGCUCACUUUGUAUGUAGAUAGUUAUACU
Ostertagia ostertagi is the source of this 192-nucleotide messenger RNA. The record is from the annotation of a GenBank genome assembly. NCBI's taxonomy places the organism in Eukaryota, Metazoa, Nematoda, Chromadorea, Rhabditida, Trichostrongylidae.